GGGACAAUACAAUUUUCUCUUGUAAAAUUAUUAUCUUUGAUUUCUUUUUCCCUAGUUUGGCUCUUCGAUUUGUCUAAAGGAGACUUAUGUUUAUUUGUCUAAGAUUAGUUUAAGACUCUCUCUCUCUUUAUGUGUGUGUGUAGUCCCCGUUGACUGAUGUUUGCAUGCAUACAAAGAGUAGACUUUUGAGCUCUCUUUUGGUCUAUCUCUCUCUCUCUAAUCAGUAGGCCCUUAUUUAUGAUCUGUGUUACUCUAACAAUUUGCUCCUAUAAAACGCCAUUUCCGAUCAAUUUAUCGAACUUUGUUUAACAUAUUUCCUUAGCCUAACCUUCAAGUCCUAUUCAAGAAAUCAUCUGUACCAAUUCGAGAUGACGUCCAAGAAAGUGGUGUUGAAAGUAGAAGUUCAUGAUGAGAAAGGGAAGCAGAAGGCUAUGAAGGCAGUUUCUAGCCUACCAGGAAUUGAAUCCCUUGCGAUGGACAUGAAUGAGAAGAAAAUGACAAUAAUAGGGAAUGUGGAUCCAGUAGAAGUGGUGAAUAAAUUGAAGAAAUCAUGUUUCCCACAAAUACUAACAGUGGGGCCUGCAAAAGAGCCUGAGAAGAAGGAUGGUGAAAAGAAAGAAGACAAGAAAGAUGAGAAAAAGGAUGAAAAAAAGGAUGAUGAUAAGAAGAAGAGUGAGAGUGAACAAAUUGCAGAACUCCUCAAAUUGUACAAGAAUUACACUUAUUACUCACCAUACUGCCAUGUCUACAGUGUUGAGGAGAACCCCAAUGCCUGUGCCAUUUCCUGAUUCUCUCUCUGUAUCAUAUCAACAAGGGAUACAUUAUAUAUGUAGUUGUGCAUAGCAUUGUUGACAAUGAAAAUAGUUCUGGAUUUUGUCAUGUAUAGAUAGCAAACAGAGGACAACAGAAAGGAAUAAACUUUCAACUUUUUGUGA
Molecule: messenger RNA, 935 nt
Organism: Salvia miltiorrhiza (redroot sage)
Lineage: Eukaryota; Viridiplantae; Streptophyta; Magnoliopsida; Lamiales; Lamiaceae
Product: heavy metal-associated isoprenylated plant protein 39-like
Exons: 3
Coding region: 369-788 (139 amino acids)
Molecular function (GO): metal ion binding
Source: RefSeq, a predicted model, not a curated record